Molecule: messenger RNA, 1187 nt
Organism: Populus nigra (black poplar)
Lineage: Eukaryota; Viridiplantae; Streptophyta; Magnoliopsida; Malpighiales; Salicaceae
Exons: 2
Coding region: 64-726 (220 amino acids)
Source: RefSeq, a predicted model, not a curated record
UCUAGGGUUACCGUUGAGAUAUCAUUUCCAGCCAAUCCAUCCAUCGAUUCAACGUAAUCUCCAAUGAAGCAAGAACGAGACCACCAGUUCGAGUGCGGAAUAUGCGGGACUGAAGACCGCUAUCUCCUCCACAACGUCCGCCACCGUACCCCUUCCUACCGCCGCCUCUGCACUAACUGUCUCUUAAAAGACCACCGCGGUCUCUUUUGCCCUUUCUGCUUUAUUGUCUAUGAAGAACCACUCCAAAAUGAUCGAUCCAUGUGCAACAAAUGCCCUUCUAUCGCUCACAAACCUUGCAUCCCUUCCAAUUACCCUCACCACACUCCCUUCUUCUGCCCCUCUUGCUCCUCCCCCAGUUUCUCCUUCUUUAACCCUACCAGAAACGGAGAUUCUUCCUCCGGGAGGUUCAUCGAUAAGGACUCCGCCAGAGCGCUUGUUGCUGCCGCCAAGAUUGCUUCCAUUUCCAUGACGAAAGCGGCCGCGCUGGCCAGGGUUGAAGCUGAGAAAAGGGUUAAAGAAGCUACUUAUGCUAAGAAGAGAGCUAGAGAAGCACUUGAAAGGCUUGCUUAUUUGGCUGCUAAAGAAAAUGAGAUGAUGGGGGAUAUUAAGGGAGGAGGAGUUGAUGAUGCUGCUCAUAAAGGAGGAAAUCGUAAUGGGGUUUAUCUGGGUUAUCCUCCUUCUCAGAUAACAGGGCAGCAGCAACAACAACAAGGGACUCUGAAAUGACGAUCUGGGCUACCAUGGUAAACGAGUGAUGGUAGCGUUCAGUUACAGAUUGCAGUAACAGCCUUCAAAGUUUUAUCUGUUCUGAUGAAUGGAGUUGUGAAUUCCUGCCAAUGGGAAAGGAUAGAGAAGGUGAGACUGAAACCAAAGAACAUGAAGCUCCAUUUUUUUCUCAAAUGAGAAAGACUGGAUUUUCUGCAGAACUAUAUCUGCUGGGAGUUUAUUUUUGCAGCCUUGCAAGCAAACGAGUUCCUGCAUUGUAAACACCAGAGUUUAAUUGAAAUCUACAAAGAAAGCCCUCCUAAGUCCUGGCAUGGCGUAUCCCGAAGCUCUUUUGUACAUAGCCAUCGGUUUGCUUUAGAAAAUGAAAAUUUUGUUGAUGUUAAUCUGAUUCUUGUAGUCCCAACUCCAAAUAGAUUAGAUCUGGUUUCUAAAUCCAAUUUAUGCCAUUUUAUACUUUUCAA